AUGAGCACAUUCGUGGAUGAUAUAAAGGAACUUGUUGACAAACAACGAAGUGAUGUAAACAGAGCCUUUCUGGGACUUCAUAGUCCGUACUUAGUACGAGAAGAAUAUCGAGACCAUGUAAAACCGAGAGCGUUUUAGAUGCCACACUGGAGGAGCGUAAAACCAUCAUGAAAUCCGUAAAAGUUUUGGUUGACCCCACACGAUACCAGGAAGUACCCCGUUACCGCACAAAACCAGGCCUCCCGCACACGCUGAACACACCUGCCUCAAAUGUUAGUAGCGGCAACGAUGACUUUGAAGGUUCUAGUGACAUGGGAAAUCUGGAAGAAGACCCCGUCGUUGGUGUAAGGGUGGGUACAAUACUGGAGUGCUUGGAGGGUCUGCUGGAUACUUUUGCAAAGAAAGAUGUGGAAACUCUGGCAGAUAAGGCUGUCCGUCUCCAAACUGACGAUGGCAUUCGUACAGGAUUUGACAAAGACACAUUCUUUGUCAGGAGCACCUCCACAUCGAAGCCCCAUAUCGUUAAAAGAGUAGGGGCCGGUUUCUCUUGUGACAAAGAAUGCCUGGGGUUUGUGUCACGCAAAAUUUGUGCACAGACGGUGGCAGCUGCUGCAGCUAGUCAUUGUUUGUUACAAUUCAUUUCCUGGUUCAAGAAAAGCAGGCGAGGAAAAGAAAAUUUGACGUCCUUGACGACAUUCUAUGUCAACAGAGCUGCAGGGAAAAAG
Molecule: messenger RNA, 725 nt
Organism: Porites lobata
Lineage: Eukaryota; Metazoa; Cnidaria; Anthozoa; Scleractinia; Poritidae
Source: the annotation of a GenBank genome assembly